Molecule: messenger RNA, 3580 nt
Organism: Ictidomys tridecemlineatus (thirteen-lined ground squirrel)
Lineage: Eukaryota; Metazoa; Chordata; Mammalia; Rodentia; Sciuridae
Source: RefSeq, a predicted model, not a curated record
AUGUCCAGAGGGCUUCCUUGGGGAAUAUUGUCAGCAUCGAAACCCCUGUGAGAAGAACCGCUGCCAGAAUGGUGGCACCUGCGUGGCCCAGGCCAUGUUGGGGAAAGCUACCUGCCGAUGUGCUCCAGGGUUCACGGGCGAGGACUGCCAGUACUCCACCUCUCACCCCUGCUUUGUGUCUCGCCCCUGCUUGAAUGGAGGCACCUGCCACAUGCUCAGCCGGGAUACCUAUGAGUGCACCUGCCAAGUUGGUUUUACAGGAAAGCUGUGCCAGUGGACUGAUGCCUGCCUGUCUCAUCCAUGUGCAAAUGGAAGUACCUGUACCACUGUAGCCAACCAGUUCUCCUGCAAAUGUCUCACAGGCUUCACAGGGCAGAAGUGUGAAACUGAUGUCAACGAGUGUGACAUACCAGGACGGUGCCAGCAUGGUGGCACCUGCCUCAACCUACCUGGUUCCUACCAGUGUCAGUGCCCCCAAGGCUUCACAGGCCAACAUUGUGACAGCCCCUAUGUGCCCUGUGCACCCUCCCCCUGUGUCAAUGGAGGCACCUGCCGGCAGACUGGUGACUUCACUUUUGAGUGCAACUGCCUUCCAGGUUUUGAAGGCAGCACCUGUGAACGGAAUAUUGAUGACUGUCCUAACCACAAGUGUCAGAAUGGAGGGGUUUGUGUGGAUGGGGUCAAUACAUACAACUGCCGCUGCCCCCCUCAGUGGACAGGACAGUUCUGCACAGAGGAUGUGGAUGAGUGCCUGCUGCAACCCAAUGCCUGUCAGAAUGGAGGCACCUGCACCAACCGCAAUGGGGGGUAUGGCUGUGUGUGUGUGAAUGGUUGGAGUGGAGAUGACUGUAGCGAAAACAUCGACGAUUGUGCCUUCGCCUCCUGCACUCCAGGCUCCACCUGCAUUGACCGUGUGGCCUCCUUUGCUUGCAUGUGCCCAGAGGGAAAGGCAGGUCUCUUAUGUCAUCUGGAUGAUGCCUGCAUCAGCAAUCCUUGCCACAAGGGGGCGUUGUGUGACACCAACCCCCUGAAUGGGCAGUACAUCUGCACCUGCCCACAGGGCUACAAAGGGGCGGACUGCACAGAAGAUGUGGAUGAGUGUGCCAUGGCCAACAGCAAUCCUUGUGAGCAUGCCGGCAGGUGUGUGAACACAGAUGGCAGCUUCCACUGCGAGUGUCUCAAGGGCUAUGGGGGACCUCGAUGUGAGAUGGACAUCAAUGAGUGUCAUUCAGACCCCUGCCAGAAUGAUGCCACCUGCCUGGAUAAGAUUGGAGGCUUCACUUGCCUGUGCAUGCCAGGCUUCAAAGGUGUGCAUUGUGAACUAGAGAUCAAUGAAUGUCAGAGCAACCCUUGUGUGAACAAUGGGCAGUGUGUGGACAAAGUCAACCGCUUCCAGUGUCUCUGUCCCCCUGGUUUCACGGGGCCGGUAUGCCAGAUUGACAUUGAUGACUGUUCCAGUACUCCGUGUCUGAAUGGGGCCAAGUGUAUUGAUCACCCAAAUGGUUACGAAUGCCAGUGUGCUACUGGUUUCACUGGUGUGUUAUGUGAGGAGAACAUCGACAACUGUGACCCUGAUCCUUGCCACCAUGGCCAGUGCCAGGAUGGGAUUGAUUCCUACACUUGCAUCUGCAACCCCGGGUACAUGGGUGCCAUCUGCAGUGACCAAAUUGAUGAAUGUUAUAGCAGCCCUUGCUUGAAUGAUGGGCGUUGCAUUGACCUAGUGAAUGGCUACCAGUGCAACUGCCAGCCGGGCACAUCAGGGAUUAAUUGUGAAAUCAAUUUUGAUGACUGUGCUAGCAACCCUUGUGUCCAUGGUGCUUGUAUGGAUGGCAUCAAUCGUUACAGUUGUGUCUGCUUGCCAGGAUUCACAGGGCAGAGAUGUAACAUCGACAUUGAUGAGUGUGCCUCCAAUCCUUGUCGCAAGGGUGCAACGUGUAUCAAUGAUGUGAAUGGUUUCCGCUGCAUGUGCCCCGAGGGGCCUCAUCACCCCAGCUGCUACUCUCAGGUGAAUGAGUGCCUGAGCAGUCCCUGCAUCCAUGGCAACUGUACUGGGGGCCUCAGUGGAUAUAAGUGCCUUUGUGAUGCAGGAUGGAUUGGCACCAACUGUGAAGUGGACAAAAAUGAAUGUCUUUCUAACCCAUGCCAAAAUGGAGGAACUUGUGACAAUCUGGUGAAUGGAUAUAAGUGCACUUGCAAGAAGGGCUUUAAAGGCCACAACUGCCAGGUGAAUAUUGAUGAAUGUGCCUCAAAUCCUUGUCUGAACCAGGGGACCUGCUUUGAUGAUGUUAGUGGCUAUACUUGCCACUGUGUGCUGCCCUACACAGGCAAAAAUUGUCAAACUGUGUUGGCUCCCUGUUCCCCAAACCCUUGUGAGAAUGCUGCUGUUUGUAAAGAGGCACCGAAUUUUGAGAGUUACACCUGCUUGUGUGCUCCUGGCUGGCAAGGUCAGAGGUGUACGAUUGACAUUGAUGAGUGUGUCUCCAAGCCCUGCAUGAACCAUGGUCUCUGUCAUAACACCCAGGGCAGCUACAUGUGUGAGUGUCCUCCAGGAUUCAGUGGUAUGGACUGUGAGGAGGACAUCGAUGACUGCCUUGCCAAUCCUUGCCAGAAUGGAGGUUCCUGUGUGGAUGGAGUGAACACUUUCUCCUGCCUCUGCCUUCCUGGAUUUACUGGGGAUAAGUGCCAGACAGACAUGAAUGAGUGUCUGAGUGAACCCUGUAAGAAUGGAGGGACCUGCUCUGACUAUGUCAACAGUUACACCUGCAAGUGCCAGGCAGGAUUCGAUGGAGUCCACUGUGAGAACAACAUUGAUGAAUGCACUGAGAGUUCUUGCUUCAAUGGUGGCACAUGUGUUGAUGGAAUUAACUCCUUCUCCUGCUUGUGCCCUGUGGGCUUCACUGGUCCCUUCUGCCUCCAUGAGAUCAAUGAAUGCAACUCUCAUCCAUGCCUGAAUGAGGGAACGUGUAUUGAUGGUCUGGGUACCUACCGCUGCACCUGCCCCUUGGGCUACACUGGAAAAAACUGUCAGACCCUGGUGAACCUCUGCAGUCAUUCUCCAUGCAAAAACAAAGGUACUUGUGUUCAGGAAAAGGCAGAGUCCCGGUGCCUGUGUCCAUCUGGGUGGACUGGUGCUUACUGUGAUGUGCCCAAUGUCUCCUGUAAAUUGGCAGCCGCCCACAAAGCUGUGCCUGUUGAGCGCUUGUGCCAGCACUCAGGUAUCUGUAUUGACGCUGGCAACACGCAUCACUGCCAGUGCCCGCUGGGCUACACUGGGAGCUACUGUGAGAAGCAGCUUGAUGAGUGUGCAUCCAAUCCCUGCCAGCAUGGCGCCACCUGCAUUGACUUCCUUGGAGGAUACAGAUGUGAGUGUAUUCCAGGAUAUCAGGGUGUCAACUGUGAGUAUGAAGUGGAUGAGUGCCAGAAUCAGCCAUGCCAGAAUGGAGGCACCUGCAUCGACCUUGUGAACCAUUUCAAGUGCUCAUGUCCACCAGGCACUCGGGGUAUGAAAUCAGCCUUACUCAUCUUCCAUACAUGGCCUUUCUCUAAGUUACAGAUCCAUUCUUAGUGAAAAAAAAAAAAA